Molecule: messenger RNA, 2321 nt
Organism: Schistocerca gregaria
Lineage: Eukaryota; Metazoa; Arthropoda; Insecta; Orthoptera; Acrididae
Gene: Exo70
Product: exocyst complex component 7
Exons: 14
Coding region: 166-2259 (697 amino acids)
Biological process (GO): exocytosis
Cellular component (GO): exocyst
Molecular function (GO): phosphatidylinositol-4,5-bisphosphate binding
Source: RefSeq, a predicted model, not a curated record
GUUUGAAAUGAGAGUUUUCUACCAUCGCGCAAGCUUGGCGACACUGUUUGUUUAUCAGUGAUUCAACUGUCAGCUGUCAAGAGGAAGGAGGCGUUUAUGCUUGUGUUAGGUUAUGUACUGUAUUGACGUUAUUAAUAAAGUCAUCGAAUCAAACAGUUUACGAAAAUGCAUGACGCAACGGAACGAAAAUGCGAAAUCGAAUCAAAACUUGAAAAGGAGUUGAAUAACUUGAAUAUGCUUAAGGAACUCAAGGGCAAAAGUAAUCACCUAACAAAAGGUAUGAUUAAUAUACUAGAUUCCUUUGAACAUCGAUUGGCACGUUUGGAGGAGACUAUAUUACCAGUUUACAAUGAAACUGGCAACUUACAGAAACGUCAGGAAAACAUUGAAAAAGCACUUAAAGCACUGGAUCAUGUCAUUGGUUUCUACAGUGUCAGCCAAGAAGUGGCACAGGUAGUGCAAGCAGGGCCUGCUCCAGGAUUGGAGCCUUUCCUGGCAGCGAUGGAUAGACUUCAGACAGCACAACGUUACUUUGAAAAGAAUAAUCCACAGAGUGUUGAACUCGAAAACAUAACAACACUAUUUAAUGCUGGAGGUGAUGCACUGAAUAGAGAAUUUAAAGAUCUGCUCAUGCGACACAGCAAGCCAGUACCUCCAAUUGUUCUCUUGGAUUUGAUUGGGGCAGAUGAAGAUACACCAGUAGAGGAAGUCCCUUCAGCUCCAGUCCAGCUGCCUGAGGAUGUGGCUGCUGAGUUAGUACGCAUGGCUGAUUGGCUUAUCCUACAUAAUCGUGAUGAAUACAUGAAUGUGUAUGCUAGAGUUCGUGCUACAGUACUGCUCAAGUCACUGCAGCAGCUCAAGGAACACCAGAAAUCUGCAAGUGGUGGCAGCAUCCAAGGAGUUGCAGCUGCUAACUCACCAAUGGUAAGACCUAAAUUUCAAUCACGUCAUGAUACACCAAAUCGAAGAGGAUCAAAGAGACUGCAAGUAUUUGAGAAGAAAGCUAAUAAGAUGUUGAUGAGAGCAUCACAAACUAUAGAACAUUCUACUGGUCUCACCUUAGGCACAAGGCGAAGUGCUAUUCAUCUGGAAUCACGCGAAGAUGUUGUGGAUGAACAAGAAAUGGAAAAUUAUCUAGUGUGUGUAGUUGCAUUACAGAGGCUAAUGCAAGGUGAGAGAGCUCUUAUGGCUGGUAUUGUACCUCUGCAGCAUCAACACCAAGUGUUUGAAAUUGUUAUACGGGAAGCCAUGGAUAUGGUUGUGCAGGAUGGUGAAAGCAUAGCAGCAAGAGCAAAACGUUGCAUCAGCCGACAUGAUUUCGCAGCAGUCCUGGUUGUUUUCCCUAUCUUGAAGCAUCUACUGACCCUGAGGCCAGAGUUUGAGCGAACUAUGGAAGGCUGUGACCAGAAUGUCCGUGCCAAGUUUUCCUCAAUUCUGCGAAUGUUACAUACAACUGGUGCUAAAGCUUUGGAAAACUUCAUAGAGAGUGUAAGGACAGAGCCAAGCACUCAGUUGCCAAAGGAUGGUACUGUUCAUGAAUUAACAAGCAAUGUACUUGUAUUUUUGGAGCAACUAUUGGACUAUGUUGAUACAAUUGGUGGUGUUCUGGGUGAAGAUCCAGCAUAUAAUACAUCUGUGGCAAGUCAUGGCAAGGUAGAUAGAAACAAAGCACUCGUCGGAAUUUACAUUCGUAAAGUACUGGAACAGUUGAGCCAGACCUUAGUUGUGAAAAGUGAAUUUUAUGGAGAUGUUUGCUUGCGAGCAGUGUUUUUGUUGAACAAUAAUAAUCAUGUGCUGAAAGCACUCCAACGGUCUGGGUUAUUAGAUCUAGUAAAACUUUCAAGGCCUAACUGUGAAGAGUGGUACCAUAGCCGCAUACGUGAACAUAAAGAUGCUUAUACACAAAGUAGUUGGAGUAAAGUGCUCAGUUACAUUGCUCCAUCAGAAGUAGUGCCUUCAUCUGUGCUACAGAAUGGCAGGUUACGUGAUAAAGAUCGUGCUGCAAUCAAGGAGAGAUUUGCUGGAUUCAACAAGGAAAUGGAAGACAUAGCAAAAGUGCAGAGGAGUUAUUCAAUUCCAGAUGUUGAGUUACGAGAAAGCUUAAAGCGAGAUAAUAAGGAAUACAUACUUCCAAAAUAUAAUGCCUUUUAUGAAAGGUACUGCAAUGUCCAGUUCACAAAGAAUAAGGAAAAGUAUAUUAAAUAUGAUCCAGCAGGAGUAUCAGAAAUGAUUGACAGAUUUUUUGACGUCGCAGCAUAAGUUAUCUCUGUAAGAUAAAUAAGCAUUGUAAAUUUGUGAAUUAAAUAGUUUGUUAAUUGAAA